Molecule: messenger RNA, 1326 nt
Organism: Anopheles marshallii
Lineage: Eukaryota; Metazoa; Arthropoda; Insecta; Diptera; Culicidae
Gene: SerRS-m
Product: serine--tRNA ligase, mitochondrial
Exons: 1
Coding region: 1-1326 (441 amino acids)
Biological process (GO): mitochondrial seryl-tRNA aminoacylation
Cellular component (GO): mitochondrion
Molecular function (GO): tRNA binding; serine-tRNA ligase activity; ATP binding
Source: RefSeq, a predicted model, not a curated record
AUGUUUGCACGAAAGUGUGUGGUAUUAAAAGAUAUGAGGCACAGCAUCUUACGGCUCUUUGCCCGGCGUAUGUCCCAGCAACGUUUCAACCUGCAGGAAGCCUGCUUUGAUACGGAAUAUCUGUUAAAUCCUGCUAAUAUGCCAACUAUUGAAACUAACAUACAACACAGAAAGGGAAUUGGUGAUAUACGACUCGUGCAUAAAAUUGAUGAGCAGCUUUCCGCGGGAACAGCUCUAACAGAAAGCGAACGAGUCACCUUAAAAUCCCAGCUUCAGUUGGAACUUAGCAAAAUUCCCAAUCGUACUCACCCCCAAUUGCUUGAGUAUGGCAACGAGCCAAGAAUUUUGAGACGGUUCAAUGAGCAGCACAAACGUGCCGAUCGGAAAUACUUCCAGUUCAAUGAUAUCAGCAAGAAGAUGAAUUUAUACCGGAUGGAGAAUUUGGGCAACUUUACCGGACAUCGCUCGUACUAUUUGACGGAUGAGUUAGCUGAACUCGAACACGCCCUUAUCAAUUAUACCGUAGAGGGUUUGCGCCGGCGAAAUUUCCAGCUUAUCACUGUGCCAGAUUUGCUACCGGGACGCAUUAUAGAGAGUUGCGGUAUGAGCGUUCAUGGUGAACGCAAUCAGGUGUACAAGUUGCAAAGCGAUGCAAGGGAAUCGCUGUGCCUUUCGGGCACAUCGGAAAUGGCACUGGCUGGUUACUUUGCUGGCCGUGUGAUACCGGCAGAAUCGUUACCAUACAAGCUGAUGGCUGUGAGUCGAUGUUACCGGGCGGAGACAUCAGCGCUGCAGGAGGAAAAAGGCAUUUACCGGGUGCAUCAGUUUACCAAGGUAGAAAUGUUUGCCGUCUGCCGUCCUGAUCAAUCCGCUACCGUGCUCGAAGAGUUUCGUGAUAUCGAAGUGAACCUGUUUGACAAACUUGGACUGCACUUUCUUUUGCUGGACAUGCCGCCGUGUGAGUUAGGUGCGCCAGCCUACCGAAAAUAUGACAUUGAAGCUUGGAUGCCUGGACGCGGCAUGUAUGGUGAAAUAUCGAGUUGCAGUGACUGCACGGACUACCAAGCACGCCGGCUUGGUAUUCGCGUCUCAAACGAUGUCAGAACGGACAGAAUGGAAACAUUUGCCCACACGGUCAAUGGUACCGCAUGUGCUAUUCCGAGAAUGUUAAUCGCACUGCUGGAAAACUUUCAGAACGACAACUAUACCGUAACUAUCCCAGAAGUGUUGCGAAAGUUUAUGAGUGAGAAGCAAUUUAUCCGUAGACGAAAGAUGUUACCGGAGCUAAAGCUAACGAAACGGUUGAUGCAAGAGGAAACGUUCUGA